Impatiens glandulifera is the source of this 905-nucleotide messenger RNA. RefSeq lists its product as uncharacterized. The record is from RefSeq and is a predicted model, not a curated record. The coding region runs from base 1 to 873 and encodes 290 amino acids. The transcript has a single exon. Gene Ontology annotation, cellular component: membrane. NCBI's taxonomy places the organism in Eukaryota, Viridiplantae, Streptophyta, Magnoliopsida, Ericales, Balsaminaceae.
AUGGAAUCCAAACCAACCUUCUUCUUCUUCUUCUCAAUCCUCCAUAUCUUGUCCUUGGCGGUCGCCUCUGAUCAUAACUCCACCACCCAACUCCUUGAUGUUCUUCUCCAGGACAGGGCAUUCAGGGCAGCUCAACACCGCCCCAUGACAGGAGAGCUCUUCAAUAUCAGCCUCCCUUCCAUCCUGGCCGGAGUGAGGGUAUCCGUGGUUCGUCUUAGAAGCAAUACAUUGUGGCGUGAAGGGGCGAAUUUUUGCGAUUUCGUCAUCCCAAGAAGGACUCUCCCUUUUCCAUACGUCAGGAGAAUCCUAAUAUCCUUCCAGGAUUUCGGAAAUAGAUCAUCCGAAUUCUUCAAAUUGAAUUUGACUGAUUUCAUGUUGGUCUCAUCCGUCGUAAGCCUCAGGACCUACGACGCGACCAAUUUUAGUAAUGGCCCGACCAAGGUGGGGCUCGACACCAUGACCCAGAAGAUUAUGGUCCGGUUAUCGGGCUUCAAGGUUUCAGAGGAUAAUAAUAAGAAGAUCAAAUGUGCAAAAUUUGGGUCGAAAGGGAAUAUUGAUUUGAGUGAUGUGGGCUCGGGAAGGGAGUGCUAUGGUGAUGGGAAAGAUGGGUAUUUUUGCCUUGUCGUACCUUCUAAAGGUACGGUGGAUUCCGGGUUGUGGGUUGUUGUUGGGUUGGUGAUUGGGUUUGCCGGGUUGCUGUUAUUUGGCUUUUGCGGGUUGAUGGUAGUUUGGAUAGUGAAGGUAAAGAAAAUACAUGAGAUGGAAAAGGAGGCUGAUGAUGGACUGGUACUAAGGACUGUUUGGAUUGGUGGAAGCAAAAUGCCAUCUGCCGUGAAUAUAAGAACUCACCCUAUUCUCGAAAAUGCACCUUGAGCUUUCACCAACCAGAUGUUUGUGUCUAAAGU